Messenger RNA from Choloepus didactylus (southern two-toed sloth), 2043 nucleotides. RefSeq names its product NGG1 interacting factor 3 like 1 (gene NIF3L1). The transcript is spliced from 7 exons. Lineage: Eukaryota; Metazoa; Chordata; Mammalia; Pilosa; Megalonychidae. The record is from RefSeq and is a predicted model, not a curated record. The coding region runs from base 713 to 1852 and encodes 379 amino acids. Gene Ontology annotation, cellular component: cytoplasm; mitochondrion.
GAAAGCUUAUAGACUGUAUGGGUAAAGUGCCCUACAUCUUGACCUCUCCCAUCUCUUGGAUGUGAUCUUUGUGCUGCAACCGUUGGUUCAGAUGCAGAAGUUCCUUCCUUUUUCUUGGCUUUGACCCUGCUCGUUUGUGGAGUGACCCACCUUUGUGUCCUGUGGUUCUGGUUGCUGGUAAAGCAUUUAAAAAUUAAAAAAGAAAAAUCGUUUUUUUGGUAAAGCACGUUUUAAUGCCAAUAGACACCACAGGUGUUGGCUGUGUCAGUUUGCUGUAAACAUUUAGUGUGCCUGUCUAUGCUGAUAGAGAUUUAUAAAAGAUAGUUCCUGUUUUCAGGUGGCUUUAGCAUACUGGGGGAGAGGAACAGGAAUAUAACAUUGUGAGAAUACGUGGGUGGGGGGAACACUGAAAAGGAAGGUUUGUUAGGGUAAGUUUUAUUUAGAAAGUUGAAGUGAGCUUGGAAGGAAGAGAGAAGAAAGAAAUGGAGAAGGGAGGAGGAUCACUGAGGCAGGAGUGAGGAAAACAAGGACAAAAUUACAUGUAUAUGUGGGGCAGGGGACGGAUGAACAUUUCUGUUUUGUGUACCAGGUUUGUGUUAGGUUACCUGCUUAUAAGAAUUCAGUUGGUUCUCCUGUGAGAUAGGUUGCAGUAUCUCAAUUUUGCAGAUAAGAAAACAAGCUCAUAGAAGUUAAACGCCUUACUCAAGAUACCAUGCACUGGUUGGCAUCUUGUGUACGCCUGGUCCCCACGGUAGUCCGGCUUAUCCAUUCCCCUUCCUGCAGUUUUUCUCGUUCCUUCAUGGAUUUGAAAGCUCUCAUUUCUUCCUUGAAUGACUUUGCAUCACUCUCUUUUGCUGAGAGUUGGGACAAUGUUGGAUUAUUGGUGGAACCAAGCCCACCACAUACUGUAAACACACUCUUCUUGACCAAUGACUUGACUGAGGAAGUGAUGGAGGAGGCGCUGCAAAAGAAGGCAGAUCUCAUUCUGUCCUACCAUCCUCCUAUUUUCCGACCCAUGAAGCGCAUAACCUGGGAAACCUGGAAGGAGCGCUUGGUGAUCCGGGCUCUAGAGAACAGAGUUGGUAUUUACUCUCCUCACACAGCCUAUGAUGCUGCACCCCAGGGAGUCAACAGCUGGUUGGCUAAAGGACUUGGUUCUUGUACUUUGAGCCCCAUACGUCCUGCCAAAGCUCCCAAAUGCCCCACAGAGGGAACCUACCGAAUAGAAUUCAACAUCAGCCGCACCGAAGACCUGGACAAAGUCAUGUCUGCAGUGAAAGAAAUUGCAGAUGUUUCUGUCACUUCUUUUUCUGCUAGGACUGAUGAUGAGGAACAAACACGGAUCAGUCUGAAUUGUACUGAGAAAGCUUUGCUGCAGGUGGUGGCUUUUCUCUCCCAAAACAAAAAGCUUUAUCAGAAGACUGAAAUUCUGUUACUGGAGAAGCCUCUGCUUCUGUAUACUGGAAUGGGACGGUUAUGUAUACUGGAUGACUCUGUCUCCUUGGCAACCAUGAUUGAGCGAAUCAAGAGACACCUAAAACUAUCUCAUGUUCGCCUAGCUCUUGGGGUAGGGAGGACUCUAGACUCUCAAGUCCAAGUUGUGGCCCUGUGUGCUGGCUCUGGGAGCAGUGUUCUGCAGGGUGUUGUGGCAGACCUUUAUCUCACAGGUGAGAUGUCCCAUCAUGAUAUUCUGGAUGCAACUUCCCAAGGAAUAAAUGUCAUCCUUUGUGAACACAGCAACACUGAACGAGGCUUUCUUUCUGACCUUCGAGAUAUGCUUGGUGCUCAUUUGGAAAAUAAGAUUAAUAUUAUUCUGUCAGAGACAGAUGGAGACCCUGUUCAUGUGGUCUGACACAUUAAUGCAGUCUAUAAAUCAGUUGGAUCCCAAGUCAAAUGUGUAACACGAGUUUACGGAGUUGGUAUCCUGGAGGAAUGUCUUAAGAGUGUGAAUUAUAAUUUCUGGUAUGUUAAUCUGGUUUGUCAAGUGUUCUGUAGUUCAUAAAGUGAAAACUACCAUAUUAAAGAACAAAUAUUUGCUACAAA